This is a messenger RNA of Penaeus vannamei (Pacific white shrimp), 507 nucleotides long. The record is from RefSeq and is a predicted model, not a curated record. Lineage: Eukaryota; Metazoa; Arthropoda; Malacostraca; Decapoda; Penaeidae.
AUGAGAGAGCUCUCGAUCAGGUCCGGCAGAGCUUUUAUCAUCGUGUUCGCCGUCAACAAUGAGCAGAGCUUCUACGAGUCGCAGGCGCUGUGGAACCUCAUCAAGGAGGUCAAAGGUUUCGACAACGUGCCCUGUGUCUUGGUGGGGAACAAGGUCGACCUCUCUGCGGAGCGCGAGGUCACGUGGGAAGAGGCCAACAACUACGUCACGGAGGCCAUGUUGAACGCAGCGUACGUCGACACGUCAGCCAAGUACAACCUCAACGUCACGCUCGUCUUCAAAGAGCUGCUCGUCUUGACGUUCGGGAUCGGCGAAGAGAAGAAGGAGCGGCGCCCCUCGCGCAUCCGCCUGUCCCUCAGCGACCUGUCCCUGACCACGCGCCGCAAGUCCUCCAGCGCCAUGUCCACGGGCUCGGGCGCCGCCGCGCUCUCGUCCUCGGGCAUCUCGCGCACCGGCAGCGGCCUCUCCUCCUCCUCCGACUGCUCGCCCGACGACGAGAAACGCUAA